Molecule: messenger RNA, 894 nt
Organism: Dreissena polymorpha
Lineage: Eukaryota; Metazoa; Mollusca; Bivalvia; Myida; Dreissenidae
Exons: 7
Coding region: 1-894 (297 amino acids)
Source: RefSeq, a predicted model, not a curated record
AUGUUUGAUAAGACGGGCCCCAGUACCACUACAUCCUCUGGAUUAGUUCCACUUGAUCCCCUGGACCAGUACUACAAAACCCCAUGGACCAGUACCACUAGAACCCCUGGACAGUUCCCUUGGACCAGUACCACUCGACCCCCUGCACCAGUACCCCUAGAUCCCCUAGCGAUUUCUAUUUCAUCCAAUGGACCAGUACCACUAGAAACUGCUGGACCAAUACCACUGGACCCUCUCAACCAGUACCACUACAUCCCCUGGAUUGGCACCACUAGAUCCCUUGCACCAGUACCACUUGAUCCCCUGCACCAUACCACUAUAUCCCCUGGACCAGUACCCCUAGAUCUCCUGCACCAGUACACUAGAUCCCCUGGACCAGUACCACUAGAUCCCCUGGACCAUAUCCCUAGACCCCCUGGACCAGUACCACUAGACCCCAAGACCAGUACCCCUAGUUCCCCUGGGCCAGUAUCAGUAGAUCCCCUGCACCAUACCAUUAGAUCCCCUGCACCAGUACCACUAGAUCCCUUGCAACAGUACCACAAGACCCCCUGGACCAGUACCCCUAGAUCCCCUGGACCAGUACCACUAGACCCUAUGGACCAACCCCCUGUACCAGUACCACUAGAUCCCCUGGACCAGUACCACUCAAAUCCCUGCACCAGUACCACUAGAUCCCCUGGGACAGUACCACUAGAUCCCCUGCACCAAUCCUCUGGGUCAGUAUCACUAGAUCCCCUGCACCAGUACCACUACAUCCUCUUGACCAGUAACACUAGAUCCCCUGGACCAAUACCACUAGAUCCCUUGCAUCAGUACCACUUGAUCCCUUGGGCCAGUACCACUCGAUCCCCUGGACCAGUGCAACUAGACCCUCUGGACCAGAACCACUAG